AUGGAGUGGGUGGCUGGGAACGCCCCCUGUGAACACUUUGAGGAUAAUGUGCUUGCCCAGAGCUGCUGUCAAAACUGCUUCCACCCUGAGGAGGCCCACAGAGCAAGGCACCAGGAGCCCGGGAGCCCUCCAAGUGCUGAGGCGCCCUACUGCGACCUGCCCUGCCGCCUGCCUGCCCCUGAGGACCCGCCCGGUGUCUCGACCUCCAGCUGCCGGUCUGUGGUGGGUUCGAGCCUUGGGCCAGGGCCCGAGAGGAGCCCAUCAGCAGGGCUCCCUGCAGGGGGCCUCGCAGCCGCCCCCAGGAGCCAGGAACCCGAGGCAGCACCCUACUUGGAGGGCCUGACCUCCUCCCUGUGUGGCAGCGUCAACGAGAGCCCUGACUCUGGCACCAGCUCCAGCCCUGGCUGCGAAGCCCCUGAUGAUACCAGCGACGCGUCCUCCGUGGACUGGGACGCUCUUGAGAGGCAAGAGGAGGCCCCCAGUGGGGACAAGUUCACCGUGAUGAUCCCAUGGAUGCUGCAGGAGGGGCCAAGGGCUGACAGUGCCCAAAGGGCUCCUCUUCUCCCCACCCGCUCCCCUGUGGGAGGAGACACUGCAGGCCAGAGAAAGGAGGGCUCCAGUAGCGGGAACCGAAGCGCUGGACAGCACUGGGCGAAGAUCCGGGGAGAAAGCGGGUACUUCUCCUUGGAGCGGCACCAGUCAGCGCUGACCCCAGCCUCUCCCGUGACACCACAGAGUGGUCCUCGAAGUGCCACCCCCCAGGUUUCCUCUCUCCAUCGCUCUGCCCAAAGGGACAUUGCCCAGACUGCUUCCACACAACUCAAAACCUCCCGAGCCUCCUCUCCCCACAGAAUCGCCCAACGGGACAACCCCAGAACCUCUUCCACAGAGCAGAACACCCCCAGAGCAUCCUCUCCCUCAAGAAUCACCCAACGGGAUAACCCCAGAACCUCUCCCACCCAACAGGACACCCCCAGGACCUCUUCCACACAGCGGAACACCCCCAGAGCAUCCUCUCCCUCAAGAAUCACCCAACGGGAUAACCCCAGAACCUCGCCCACCCAACAGGACACUCCCAGGACCUCUUCCACACAGCGGAACACCCCCAGAGCAUCCUCUCCCUCAAGAAUCACCCAACGGGAUAACCCCAGAACCUCGCCCACCCAACAGGACACUCCCAGGACCUCUUCCACACAGCGGAACACCCCCAGAGACACCCCCAGGACCUCUUCCACACAGCGGAACACCCCCAAAGCAUCCUCUCCUUCAAGAAUCACCCAACGGGAUAACCCCAGAACCUUGUCCACCCAACAGGACACCCCCAGGACCUCUUCCACACAGCAGAACACCCCUAGAGACACCCCCAGGACCUCUUCCACACAGCGGAACACCCCCAGAGCAUCCUCUCCCUCAAGAAUUGCCCAACGGGACAACCCCAGAACCUCGUCCACCCAACGAAAUAAUCCUCAAGUUUCCUCUUCCGCCAGAGCCACCCAACAAGACAACUCCAGAGCCUCUUCUACCCAAAGGGACAACCCCAAAACCUCUUCCUCACGGCGGGAAAACCCCGGAAGCUCCUCCUCUCAGGGCUGCACCCAGCAGGACCGUCCUGGACCAUCCUCUCCCUAUCGCUCCCCUCAACAGAAAAAUCCCCGGAGUGCCUCUCCCCAUCGUACCAACAAAGACAUUCCAUGGGCCUCCUUUCCCCUCCGGCCAACCCAGAGUGAUGGCCCCCGGACCUCUUCCCCAUCUCGCUCCAAGCAAAGUGAGGUUCCCUGGGCAUCUAUUGCCCUCCGGCCAACCCAAAGCGACAGGCCUCAGACUUCAUCUCCCAUCAGACCAACUCAGCGUGACUCACGCCAGUCCUCCUCCAGCCCCACCCAGCACAACUCACCAUCCCGGGCCACUUCCUCUUCCCAUAACCCAGGCCACCCCGGUGCCUCCCGGACCUCCUCGCCGCUGCACCCCGCUAGCCGCGGUGCACCCCAGACCUCUUCUGAGCCCGCCCAGCUUGCCUGUGCUGUGUGCAUUGGGCACCGGGAUGCCCCUCGAGCCUCCUCACCUCCUCGCUAUUUGCAACAUGACCCCUUUCCCUUCUUCCCAGACCCCCACACAUCUGAGAGUGAAUUGCCCCACCGUGACCCCCCCUAUAUGCCGCCAGUCGUAUGCAUUGGACACCGGGACGCCCCCCGGGCUUCCUCACCUCCCCGCCACACCCAAUUUGACCCCUUCCCCUUCCUCCCAGACACAUUAGAUGCUGAGAACCAGUCCCCUCAGCACGACCCUCCUCAGUUCCCACCACCUGUGUGUAUCGGGUACCGCGAUGCACCCCGGGCCUCCUCUCCGCCGCGCCAAGCCCCAGAGCCCCCCCUCUUGUUCCAGGAUCUCCCCAGGGCCAGCACCGAGAGCCUUGUGCCCUCCGCAGAUUCUCUGCACGAGCCCCCCCACACCCCCACCCCUGUAUGCAUUGGGCACCGCGAUGCACCCUCCUUCUCGUCCCCACCACGCCAGGCCCCCGAGCCCUCCCUCUUCUUCCAGGACCACCCCGGGACUAGCAUGGAAAGCCUGGCCCCCUCCACCGACUCUCUGCGUGGCUCCCCAGGGCUGCCCUCUCAAGUGUGCAUCGGACACCGGGAUGCCCCUCGAGCCUCUUCCCCACCCCGCCACCCGCCCAGUGACCUAGCGCUUCUGGCACCCUCACCUCCACCAGGCAGCUCGGGGGGCUCCCGGGGCUCAGCACCCCCGGGGGAGACCAGGCACAACUUGGAGAGGGAGGAGUACACCGUGCUGGCCGACCUGCCCCCGCCCAGGAGGCUGGCGCAGAGGGAGCCAGGGCCCCAGUGCAGCAACGGGGGCCGCACCCGCAGCCCUGGCCGCGCAGAGGUGGAGCGCCUCUUCGGGCAAGAGCGCAGGAAGUCCGAGGCACCGGGGGCCUUCCAGGCCCGGGAUGAGGGGCAGUCGCAGCGGCCCAGCCAAGGUCAGAGCCAACUUCUCCGAAGACAGUCCAGCCCUGCCCUCAGCAGGGAGGUGACCAAGCCCCUCGCGAAGCAGGCGGAGCCGGCCCGGCGGAGCCGAGCAGAGCCGCCUCAUCCCAGGCGCCCCGAGAGGCGGCCUGAGGGGGUCAGGUGGCUCCAGGGCUCCUCGCCGCCCCCGAGGACGUCAGCCAGGACUCCUGAGAGGGAGCAGCGGACAGAGAGACCUCUGGAAAGUGGCCGGGCCGGCCCAAGACAGCCUCUGGGAAGGGGGCAGAGUCAGGAGGAGCCGCCAGGAUCCUGGGGCCUGAGCAGACACCUGGAGAGACGCGCGGGCGGCCAGGAGGAGGGCCCGGGCCUGGGGGGCUGGCGGGGACUUGGGGAGCCCAGCCGGGGGGCUGCCGGAGCCCCACAGGGAACAUGGAGGGGCCCUCCCAGGGAGUCGGAGGAGAGCUGGCGGCUGCUGGGUGGGCCCCCCUGCCACAGGGGGCAGGCAGAGGCCUGGGAGGAGCCCCCUGACAGGCUGGCUGCCCGGGGCUGGGGCAGCCUGCCGGAGCUGUCCAGUCUUCCCCAGCCUGUGAGCGCCCUGGGGAACUCCAGGGCAGGCCCAGGAGAGCUCUCGAAAUCCCGGAGGCCUGGGACACCCCCUGCCGUGGGCCGGGGGGCUGAGGGAGCCUGCCCACACCUGCGUGGCCCCGAGAGGCGACCCGAGCUCGACUGGAGGGACCUGGUGGGCCUUCUCGGGGCACCCAGAGAGGGGGCCUGGACCCGCUCCGAGGACACAACACUCGCCUCCCGUCUUCUGAGGCUGGACUGGGAAGGCCUCCUGCAGUUCCUGCAGGCCCAGCUGCCCCACAAGGACCUGGCUGGACACUGGGGUGGCCCAGGCAUGGCUUCCCCAGGCACGAAGGGUACCCUGGAGCUGGAGCCAGAGCGACACAGCCAGCCCGAAGGAGGGGCAGGGGCCACCCUAGUCAAUGGAUACGGCCCCGGGCCGUGGCCCCAGAGCUCUGCCCAGCCCUCCAGCCCUGCCAGCAUCUCCACCCAGUGGCCAAAGACCAAAGUGACAAGCGGACCAGAGACCUCAACUACGGCUGGCCUGGAGGAGAUGGGCCAGCUGGGGGGCAGGAGCCCUGCAGAGGGCCCCAGCUCGCCACAGUGGGAGUUCCAAUCAAAGGAGCCUGAGGAGUCAGAACGAAGCAGAGGCCAAGACGCACUGACUGAUCAGAAGCAGGCCGACUCGGCAGACAAGAGGCCAGCGGAGGGCAAGGCUGGGAGCCCGCCCAAGGGCCGACUGGUGACCUCAUGGCGGAUGCCCGGGGACCGUCCCACGCUGUUCAAUCCGUUCCUGCUGUCUCUGGGGGUCCUCAGGUGGCAAAGGCCUGAUCUGCUCAAUUUCAAGAAGGGAUGGAUGUCAAUCUUGGACGAGCCUGGAGAGUGGAAGAAGCACUGGUUUGUGCUGACUGAUUCGAGCCUCAAGUACUACAGAGAUUCUACCGCUGAGGAGGCGGAUGAGCUGGAUGGCGAGAUCGACCUGCGCUCCUGCACGGACGUCACCGAAUAUGCAGUGCAGCGCAACUAUGGCUUCCAGAUCCACACCAAAGACGCCGUCUAUACCUUGUCGGCCAUGACCUCGGGCAUCCGGAGGAACUGGAUUGAGGCUCUGAGGAAGACCGUGCGUCCAACCUCAGCCCCAGAUGUCACCAAGCUCUCGGACUGCAAUAAGGAGAACACGCUGCAUGGCUACGGCACCUCAAAAGGCCCCCUGAAGGCGGGGGAGCAGCGGGUGGGCUCUGAGGUCAUUGGCCGGGGCGGCCCCCGGAAGGCGGAUGGGCAGCGGCCGUCGCUGGACUACGUGGAGCUCUCCCCGCUGACUCAGGGCUCCCUGCAGCGGGCCCGCACCCCGGCCCGCGCCCUCGACCGCCCAGCCAAGCAGGAGGAGCUGGAGCGGGACCUGGCCCAGCGCUCCGAGGAGCGACGCAAGUGGUUUGAGGCCACGGACAGCAGGGCCACGGAGACACUGGCGGGCGAGGGUCCGCGCCGGGGCCUGGGCGCUCCCCUGACCGAGGACCAGCAGAGCCGGCUCAGUGAGGAGAUCGAGAAGAAGUGGCAGGAGCUGGAGAAGCUGCCCCUGCGGGAGAACAAGCGGGUGCCUCUCACCGCCCUGCUCAACCAAGGCCGCGGGGAGCGCCGGGGGGCCCCGAGCGACAGCCACGAGGCACUAGAGAAGGAGGUCCAGUCCCUUCGUGCCCAGCUGGAGGCAUGGCGUCUCCAAGGGGAGGCUACUCAGGGUGCACCCAAGUCCCAGGAGGAUGGCCACAUCCCCCCAGGCUACAUCUCACAGGAGGCAUGCGAGCGCAGCCUGGCGGAGAUGGAGUCUUCGCACCAGCAGGUGAUGGAGGAGCUGCAGCGGCACCACGAGCGGGAGCUGCAGCGGCUGCAGCAGGAGAAGGAGUGGCUCCUGGCCGAGGAGACAGCGGCCACAGCCUCAGCCAUCGAAGCCAUGAAGAAGGCCUACCAGGAGGAGCUGAGCCGGGAGCUGAGUAAGACACGGAGUCUCCAGCAGGGCCCGGAUGGCCUCCGGAAGCAGCACCAGUCAGACGUGGAGGCGCUGAAGCGGGAGCUGCAGGUGCUGUCAGAGCAGUACUCGCAGAAGUGCCUGGAGAUCGGGACCCUGACGCGGCAGGCGGAGGAGCGCGAGCACACGCUGCGGCGCUGCCAGCAGGAGGGCCAGGAGCUGCUGCGCCACAACCAGGAGCUGCACGCCCGCCUGUCCGAGGAGAUUGACCGGCUACGCAGCUUCAUCGCCUCCCAGGGCACCGGCAGCGGCUGCGGGCGCAGCAGCGAGCGGAGCUCCUGCGAGCUGGAGGUGCUGCUGCGAGUGAAGGAGAACGAGCUGCAGUACCUGAAGAAGGAGGUGCAGUGCCUCCGGGAUGAGCUCCAGAUGAUGCAGAAGGACAAGCGCUUCACCUCGGGAAAGUACCAGGACGUGUAUGUGGAGCUGAACCACAUCAAGACGCGGUCAGAGCGGGAGAUCGAGCAGCUGAAGGAGCACCUGCGCCUGGCCAUGGCUGCCCUGCAGGAGAAGGAGGCCGUGCGCAACAGCCUGGCCGAGUAGAGGUCCUCGUGGUCCAGCCCUGCUGCAGACCCCCCAGUCCAAGGGGACCAAUCACCCUCUUUCCCUGCUGGAUGGAUGUCAGAAGCCAAGCUUUCUCCCCACCCCUCUGUGGGCCACACGUGCACUCACACCCACCACACACACGCACACACACGCACGCGCGCAAACACACACACACACACACACACACACACACUCUCUGCGUAUCUGAGCGCGCCCCUAGCACUGGGUCUUACCUUGCACCUUCUUCAGGAUUUUAUAUGUGAAGAGAUUUUUAUAUAGAUUUUUUUUCCUUUUUUUGCCCCCAAAACACUUUAUACUUUUUAAAAAGCAGUUCCUGGUGGCAUGUGCAUCCAGCACUGGCUCCCCCUCUGUCUCCAGCCACCCGCUGGGGCUUCUGGGCCCGUAGCCCCACCGGAGGUCUCACAGAGGCCCAACAGCAGCCUGGGUGGGGUCGGUGCUGGUGGGAGAGGCAGGGAGCCAGCCACCCUCUUCCUGCCCUACCUCCCACUAACUACUUCCUGCCCUGGGGGCACCCACUCCCCGGGACUCUGAAUGGAGGGACAGAUGGACAGAGGGAGCCGGCAGCUGUCCCCAUGGCCGCACCCCCUCCUCUGAGUGGGGGCUGGGUGUGGAUCUGCAGGAGCCGCCCUCGUGCAGGCGUUUCCCUCCUGCUCUGUGAGCCUUCUUAACUUAAUAAAAUGUUCCGGCAGC
Hippopotamus amphibius kiboko is the source of this 6804-nucleotide messenger RNA. It is a transcript of the gene TRIOBP, whose product is annotated as TRIO and F-actin binding protein. Gene Ontology annotation, molecular function: actin filament binding. The transcript has 24 exons. The record is from RefSeq and is a predicted model, not a curated record. Gene Ontology annotation, biological process: positive regulation of substrate adhesion-dependent cell spreading; actin filament organization. Gene Ontology annotation, cellular component: actin cytoskeleton. NCBI's taxonomy places the organism in Eukaryota, Metazoa, Chordata, Mammalia, Artiodactyla, Hippopotamidae. Bases 1 to 6090 code for a protein of 2029 amino acids.